GGGCUCGAAGUCCUGAACGUUCGGAAGGGCGCGAUGGCGAGCGUUAGCACCGAGAAGUCCGGGGCGAUCAGCGGAGAGUUCGAGGCGUCGGAGGAGACGCUGGCCGAGGCCAAUGACGGGGGCCUCGAGCGCGAGAUCCCCGCCAAUGCGCUCGCCAAGGCGAUGGUCGACGUGGAGAGCGCGGGCGCCCUGGAGGCGGCGGUGCCCGCGCCUGCUGCGCUGCCGCGCCCGACUGCGCCCUCGCCCCAGACGCUGCCAGCGGGGGCCGCGCCGUCUCCAGCGCGGCCAGCGGCGGCGCCGACGUCGGGGGCCAAGACGGCGCGGGCCGCGGUGGCAGGCCUCGACAAGUCGCAGAGCACGCUCCUGCAGCAGGGCGCCCAGGCCACCGCCGCGGCCGACGCGGCCGGCGUCGCGGCGGCGGCCGCCGCCGCCGCCGAGGUCGCCGACGCAGCCGCCCCCCCGAGCGCCGAGAAGCCCGCGCACCAGAAGCUCCACAUGACCGUCUUCGCGGAGGCGAAGAAGCUGAAGGGGCAGUCGAUCGCCGAGGCGUCCAAGUCGGACAAGUCGGACUGGCGCUGGGCGCGCGACGAGUGCGAGCCGCUCAACGCGCCGGCGUCGGAGAGCACUGGGGCCGUCACCGCCGCGUUGGCGAACGUGGAGGCUGGGAUCCUCUUGAAAUCGUUCGGGGAGUUGAUGAAAGACCACGAGGAGAACCCGCAGUCGGCAUCGGACGCCCUGCACUCGAUGAUGGACUUGGUCAAGGUCCAGUCCACUUCGCCGAGCACCGCGUUGAUCCUGUUGCAGCGCAUGCACGCCGCGAGGGUUCAGACCGUGGAGGUGAACCCCGCCUACCAGGGGCGCGAAGCGCGCCGGGGCCACGUCCGCUCCGACGGCGCCGCCGACCCCGCAUGCUGCCUGAGCGCGCUAGCUUGUGUGAGUGAUGCCACUUCUCGUGAGUUCGAGCUGGCGGUUGUCGAGGUUUCGCAACCAGUCUCGGCCGACGUGGACACGCGGGGCCAGGGCCAGUAA
Messenger RNA from Prorocentrum cordatum, 1029 nucleotides. The record is from the annotation of a GenBank genome assembly. Lineage: Eukaryota; Dinophyceae; Prorocentrales; Prorocentraceae.